ACGCACGCACUCAUCUCUCUCUCUCUACGAAGUUUCCUGGAAACUCACUAUGCCUUUUUCUUCUCUUCUCUCCCAUUUAAACCUCUCUUCUUCCUCUCCGAAUCUACUCACCUUCCUAUCUCUUUCCCCUUCUCGAUCACAAUCUCUCUACAAUGAAGCUCAUCAGAACCAUCUCCAAUCCCGGGAAGCUCUUCAGAUCCUUAAAGUCUCGAUCCGGAUCCGGAUCUGAUGGCCCGUCCUCGUCCUCUUCGGAUUCCGACUCUCAGACCGGAUACAAAAAGACCGGCGGCCUGACCACGCCUACCAGCGUGCUUCCUGCGGUCCCCGACGAGAUCUCCUCCGGCGAUUGGCCCGGCAUUUCCGCCGGGGUGUACUCCGACCUGGUUCAGGCGUUCAAGCUGAUUGACAGAGACGACGAUGGGAAGAUCGGGGGAGAGGAACUGGCGGCCCUUCUGCGCCGCGUGGGAGCCGAUCCGCCGAGCGAGGAGGAGCUGAGGAUGAUGUUGACCGACGUUGACCGGGACGGCGACGGCUUCAUCACCCUCGAGGACUUCUGCGCGCUCAGCUCGGCAUUUGCGCCGCCAUCCUGUGACUCUGAGCUGCGAGACGCGUUCGAUUUCUUCGAUGCGGAUCACGACGGGAAGAUCACGGCCGAGGAGCUGUUCAGCGUUUUCCGAACGAUCGGCGACGCCGUGUGCACGAUCGAGGACUGUCGGCGCAUGAUAACGGGAGUUGAUAAGAACGGGGACGGGUUCGUGUGCUUCGAGGACUUCAGCCGCAUGAUGGAGCUGCAGAGAUGAUGUGUGGAUAUAGUUUUGUAUUGUCAUCAUCAUCAACAAGCUGGUCUUUUGAUUGGGUUGUAAAUGGGGUUUUUCUUUUGUUUUCGGAUCUUAUAUGGGCCUGUACUCGGGUUUUGACUUUUUGGCGGAUUAUGUAGAAAUCGGAUCUUGAAAUCAAAGGAUCCCAAGUGGAAUCAAAAUCUGCCGUCCCUCAGUGCACGAUUAAUAUCACAUUUAUAUUUUUUUCUUUGUAUGUUUUACGGGAGUAUUAAUUAUUUAAUAUAAUAAAAUGUACUUA
Molecule: messenger RNA, 1077 nt
Organism: Cuscuta campestris
Lineage: Eukaryota; Viridiplantae; Streptophyta; Magnoliopsida; Solanales; Convolvulaceae
Source: the annotation of a GenBank genome assembly